UCGUCGUUCGGAGCAGAAGUGCGCCACGCCAGAAAAAAGCUACUGCGGAACAGGGCGAGAAAGCGAGAUAAAGAUUGAAAGCUCCAGCACACGCAAACCGGAGCGAUAAUGGGUUGGUGGAGCAAGAAAACCGAGACGGAUCGCAGCCAGCCCAGCCAGAGCCAGAGCCAGGCGCUGGUGCUGCAGGACCCGCGCACGCGCGUCAAGACCACGAGUGCGGCCACGGAGACGACCAACACGGCCGUGCAGAACUCGACGAUCACGGACAGCAACAAGCAGACGGUCACCUUCGUUUCCACCCGACAAACGGUGACGCACAAGCAAACGGCUCAAAUAACGGAGACUACGACGCGCCGCACGCCCAACCAGCUGGAGUUGGAGACGCUCAUGGCCCAGCUGCGGAUGGGUGGCAACGGAGCCACCGGCACCACCACCACCACGACGACGACCACCUCGCGUUCCCGGCCGCCCAGUUUGAACGGCGUUUCAUUCCGCUCAACACAGCCAUUCAAGGCCACGGCCAGCAAUGGCGGCAAGCGGUCCAGCACACUGGUGAAGACCGAACAGACCACCGUGACCAAGAAGAACGGGAACACGGUCACCCAGCACGUGGAGACGCAGCGCGUGAACAUUAAGGGAAAGGGCACCAAGACCACCUGGCCGCCGUUCUCCUCCACGGCCAAAAGCUCGGCCUCCACCUACGUUUCUCCAUACGCCCAGAAGCCGAGUCUGGCCAUAACAUACACAUCUCCGUACGCCAAGGCCACACCAGGAUCCACCAGCUCCAGUGUCAGCUCCAUAACAAGUCUGCCCAGUACUCCCAAACCAACAUCAUCCAGCACUUCUUUUACGAGUUUCUUUAAGCCAUCCCCCAAACCAGCUGAUAAAGUGCUGACCUCCACUGCAGUGCCCAAACCCUAUAUCAGUGCUCCAUCGCCCAAGCCAGCUGACAAGGCGCUGACCUCCACUGCCGUGCCCAAACCCUUCUUCAGUCUUGGCGGAUCAACAACCAACGCUAAGCCCAAGGUCGCGGCCACACCACGUAUCUUGGAUGCCCAGGGCACCAUACCAGCCAGCCUGGGAAGUUCAAAGUCCAGCCUGACCAAGAGUAAGCUAAAGCCCGCCAGGGUAUACAUCUUCAACCACGAGCGUUUUGACAGCAAGAACGAGUUCCGCACGGGCAGUGCCCAGGAUGUGAGAGUCCUGCGCGCCGCAUUCGAGCAGCUCAAGUGCAAGGUGGAGGUCAUCACAGACGCCACUCUGGCCACCGUUAAGCGAACGGUCAAGAUGCUUGAAACCAAGGACUUUGAGGAGAAGAGCGCUCUGGUCCUGGUGGUGCUCAGCCAUGGAACGCGCAACGACAGACUGGCGGCGAAGGACGACGACUACUCCCUGGACUACGACGUGCUCUUCCCCAUCCUGCGCAACCGUACGCUGAAGGACAAGCCCAAGCUGCUUUUCGUCCAGGCCUGCAAGGGCGCCAACGAGCUAGGUGGUUUCAUGACGGAUGCCGCCCAGCCCAACGGGUCCCCCAACGAGAUUCUCAAGUGCUACAGCACCUACGAGGGAUAUGUCUCCUACCGCACGGAGGACGGUACUCCAUUUAUUCAGACGCUGUGUGAGGCUCUCAAUCAGAAGGGCAAGACUUCAGACAUUGACACCAUCAUGACGGACGUGCGGCGCGUCGUGAAAGCGCAAACCAAAGACGGCCAAAUUCCAUCUGUUACCAGCACGCUGACCUCAAAGUAUGUUUUUGGAGAUUACAUGUGAUCCAUCAUAGUAUUUUUUAACACAACUUUUCCUCAAUCUAAAACAUGGACGAAAAAGUCAUGAUAUAUAAGAAUCCUAAGAGGAAAUCAAUAAUACUUUAAUUGUUUCCGGGAGGCGCUAUGAUCGUUGUGAUUCACUGACAAUAAAAUUGAUAAUUCUAUUCGAAUCAACAUCGAUAAGUAUA
This is a messenger RNA of Drosophila rhopaloa, 1954 nucleotides long. RefSeq names its product flocculation protein FLO11. Gene Ontology annotation, cellular component: cytoplasm. Lineage: Eukaryota; Metazoa; Arthropoda; Insecta; Diptera; Drosophilidae. Gene Ontology annotation, biological process: proteolysis; apoptotic process. The coding region runs from base 109 to 1770 and encodes 553 amino acids. The transcript is spliced from 3 exons. The record is from RefSeq and is a predicted model, not a curated record.